Abrus precatorius (Indian licorice) is the source of this 778-nucleotide messenger RNA. Its product is annotated as actin-depolymerizing factor. NCBI's taxonomy places the organism in Eukaryota, Viridiplantae, Streptophyta, Magnoliopsida, Fabales, Fabaceae. Gene Ontology annotation, molecular function: actin filament binding. The transcript has 3 exons. Gene Ontology annotation, biological process: actin filament depolymerization. Bases 82 to 522 code for a protein of 146 amino acids. The record is from RefSeq and is a predicted model, not a curated record. Gene Ontology annotation, cellular component: actin cytoskeleton; cytoplasm.
CAUUGCAUUUCCAUACUUCAAUUCAAUUCUUUUUCCUUUCUUUCAUUCUCUGUCCCUCUUUCUUCAACUCCAAGCUUUCUCAUGUCUUUCAGAGGCCUAAGCCGGCCAAAUGCUUCAUCAGGCAUGGGUGUUGCUGAUCACAGCAGGAAUACCUUCAUGGAAUUGAAGCAGAAGAAGGUUCACCGCUAUGUGAUCUUUAAGGUUGAUGAAAAGAAAAGGGAGGUUGUGGUUGAGAAGACUGGUGGCCCAGCUGAGAGCUAUGAUGAUUUCACUGCAUCUUUGCCUGAGAACGAUUGCAGAUAUGCUGUGUUUGACUUUGAUUUCGUCACUUCUGAGAACUGUCAAAAGAGCAAAAUUUUCUUCAUUGCAUGGUCCCCUUCAACAUCUCGAAUCCGAGCCAAGAUGCUCUAUGCCACAACUAAAGACAGAUUUAGACGUGAGCUAGAUGGUGUCCACUACGAAAUUCAGGCUACUGACCCCACAGAAAUGGAUCUAGAAGUGCUGAGAGACCGCGCACAUUGAGAUGUUUAUGCAGUUAUUCAUUUUCUUAGUAGAAUCUACUAGCUCUUACUUUUGAUGAAUUACCUUUCCAAGCUUUAUCAUCUCAGAGCCCAUUUUGCUUAAAAAAUAUACCUCCAAUAAUAUAAAUGUGAAGGCUGAUGGGUUUAAGCUUUCGACAGUUACUAUUGUAAAUCUCAUUGAAUGACUUUAUUGUAAGAGCAUGAGCAUGACUGUAUGGAUCCAGAAUUCCCGAUGUCUUAUAUAAAAAUCCUUUGUU